AUGAAAAUACGAGCUAUUCUUUGGAUGAACGUUGUGGCUGCCUCGAAUGCUGUUGUCGCUGACAAAACACCGUCACCACUGGUCACACCAGCCGAUUGUACAACACUUAAAAACGCGAAUAAGAGUUUCCUCAAUAUGAAUAUGCAUGAUCGUUUACGACUAGAGAGUUGCGUGUUCACAUUUCUUACCGAUACGGAACUGAAAUUCAAUGCUAAUCCGGAUUCGUUUCACACCGAUCCACCACCGGAGGCUGAAUUGACAAUCCAGGUAGACGAUGUUGUAAUUCGUCAUGUUCAGCUCUCAUCGGGUAGUACAUACCAAUUUCAAAUCUACGGAGAUAUAUACUUGGUAAAUCGACCAGUGUCAGUACAAAACCUUUUUGAUAGAGCACAUGGAUUGUCAACCCUCGCCGAUGAACACUCAGCAUGGGUCGUCGAUGUUAGUCGAAUUGAAUUAUUCAUUAGAAAAAUCUAG
Angiostrongylus costaricensis is the source of this 474-nucleotide messenger RNA. The record is from the annotation of a GenBank genome assembly. Lineage: Eukaryota; Metazoa; Nematoda; Chromadorea; Rhabditida; Metastrongylidae.